Molecule: messenger RNA, 1234 nt
Organism: Tigriopus californicus
Lineage: Eukaryota; Metazoa; Arthropoda; Copepoda; Harpacticoida; Harpacticidae
Exons: 2
Coding region: 350-1162 (270 amino acids)
Source: RefSeq, a predicted model, not a curated record
UGUUAUCACAAAUAACAGACAUUAAAAAACUGAUAGACACCAUGGCUCAUUUUGCUUACUAUCAAGACCAGGACAGAUUUAUGAUGUUAAAAUGAUUAGCGCGUUUCGGGUGUCCCGUCGAGACUUUCAUAGCAUUCUUUCAAAGGAAGCCUUUCAAGUGGUGUGCUACAUUUGUUCCCGUCCAAUAGUCUUGAUUUACGUUUGAAACCGUCAAACUUCUGUAGAUGGUUCUAGACCCUGAAAGUUGAUCCAAUUUAGCCGUGGACCAAACAAAGAGUAUCCAACUAGAGACUUCGCCCUACCAGAGCGAAAAAUGUUCUCAAGUUCCAUUUCUUAAAUGCUUUACUGAAUGAGGAUCGUGUCGAUGCUCACUUCAUUUGCUGAGGUGGAUCCGUGGGGCUGUUUAAAGAGCCCUGAUCUAGAAGAGAGCCCAAUGAGAACCUUCCUCCAAAGCGGAAAUUAUUACCAUUCCCACGAAGCCGAACCUUAUCCAGACCAAUUUGAAGAUCUCUUGUGGAUCAAUAGCCAAAGCACCACCACCGCUAUCAACAACAACAACAUCAUUAAUAGUAGUAUGAUGGUGACACCUAAUUUUCGAGGACUAAAGGCCUUCGAUUUUACCAUCCCCCAAUUCACUAAGCCUCCAAAGAAUUCGACCUUGGCCCUCCAUGGUAUCGACAAUCUGGGGUUUUGCCCGGAGAUUGAAUCACCGAUCUGUGAUCGCAGAUUCGACGGACUGGAAUGCUCAUGUUGCGAUGAAACCAAAGUACGCGACAUAGUCUGCGAUAACGAAUAUGAAGGCAAUUCAUGCAGUUGUUCCAACCCCGUGGUCCCAAGUACACAAGAGCAUGAAUUGAACCCAAGACCGCCCAAGGACAGAUCCGAUUUGGGGCGAUCCAUUCGAGAUAAAACUUCUCGGAUCGGGACGUGCGUUUCCGUUAAGACCACGGAGAUCUGGCAAACCCACAAGUUUGCCUCCAUUCGCAGACGAAAAUCGAAGGUGAAUAACAAGAAUGACCUUCAAUAUCAACAAGAAGAUUUGGUUCAGAAGCCUGUUAUCUACUCGUCUGUUCUCAAGAACUAUGAUAUCGGGUUUCAGGAUCAUCCUGAAGUGAAAACAUAUUGGGUGGUCAAGCCAGACGGGAUAGAAACGACGAUAUAAUUUCUAUGCAAAAUAUACGAUACUUCAAGAAGAUAUUACCGGUUAGCAAGAAAAAAAUAUAUAUUCAAGAUA